This is a messenger RNA of Clarias gariepinus (North African catfish), 3508 nucleotides long. It is a transcript of the gene ipo11, whose product is annotated as importin 11. Gene Ontology annotation, molecular function: small GTPase binding. The coding region runs from base 106 to 3027 and encodes 973 amino acids. Gene Ontology annotation, biological process: protein import into nucleus. NCBI's taxonomy places the organism in Eukaryota, Metazoa, Chordata, Actinopteri, Siluriformes, Clariidae. Gene Ontology annotation, cellular component: nuclear envelope; cytosol. The record is from RefSeq and is a predicted model, not a curated record. The transcript is spliced from 30 exons.
GUCAUCACCGAGCGCCGGACUGCUCGAGCGUGUGUGUGUGUGUUCAGUGUGUGUGAGUGUGUUUACAGAGGAACAGACCUGAAGUGUGGAGUUUAACUGAGAGAGAUGGAUCUGCAGGUGUCUGUGGUGCUGCAGGUUCUGUCUCAGGCGAGCAGUCAGGACUCGGCUCUCCUCAAACCUGCAGAGGAACAACUGAGACACUGGGAGACCCAGCCGGGGUUCUACUCCAUACUACAGAGUAUCUUUAAUAACCAUGUGCUGGAUGUGAACGUGCGCUGGCUCGCCGUGCUCUACUUCAAAAACGGCAUCGACCGCUACUGGAGGAGGGGCGCGCCCAAUGCGAUCUCAGACGAGGAGAAAACGUCUCUGCGUGCAGGACUCAUCACCAACUUCAAUGAGCCUGUCCAUCAGAUUGCGACUCAGAUUGCGGUGCUGAUAGCGAAGGUGGCGAGGUUGGACUGUCCCCGUCAGUGGCCUGAGCUCGUCCCCGUCCUGCUGGAGGCCAUUAAACACCCAGACGAGCUCCAUCAGCACCGCGCGCUGCUCACACUCACACACGUCAUCAAAACACUCGCCUCCAAAUGCCUCAGCACAGACCGCGCACUAUUCCAACAUUUGGCCUCCAGCAUAUACAGCUUCGCCUGCUCCCUGUGGAAUCAUCACACAGACGCGUUUCUGCUGAAGAUACAGACUGGAGAUCCACACACAGCUCUCAGUGCGCUGGAACACACACUGCUGUCUCUGAAGGUUCUGCGUAAGUUGACAGUAAAUGGAUUUGUGGAACCUCAUCAGAACCUGGAGGUAAUGGGUUUUCUCAGCGCGGUGUUCGACAGGUUACGGCAGUUCUUACAGUGCUGUGGGUGUGUGCAGGCAGAUCACGCCUGCAGAGAGAAACUGGAGAAGAUCACCAUCCUCUACACAAAAGUGUUGCUGGACUUCCUGGAGACACACCCGCUCUCGUUCAUCCCCCUGAUCCAGCGCUGUCUGGAGUUCUGUGUGCUGUUCGUGUUCACCGAGCGCGGCGACGGUCUCGUGUUCGAGCGCUUCAUCGUCCAGUGCAUGAACCUCCUCAAGAUGAUCAUCAAGAACGAGGCCUACAGACUGGCCAAGAACCCUGAGGACAGUAAAGCGGAGAGUCUGGAGGCUGACAGGAUAAAGUCUACGUUCUUCACACACUCCACUCUGACUGAGAUCUGUAAACGACUCGUCUCCAAGUACUUCCUCUUAACACAGGAAGAGCUCACCAUGUGGGAGGAGGACCCCGAGAGCUUCGCUGUCGAGGAGACGGGAGGGGAUUCAUGGAAAUACAGUUUACGGCCGUGUACAGAGGUUUUGUUCCUGGACCUUUUCCACAACUACAGUGAGACCCUGACUCCAGUGCUGCUGGACAUGGUGCACUCAAUACAGGGUCUCAGUAAUGUAGAUGAUCCAGCACAGAUGCUGAUGAAGGAUUCAGUGUAUAACGCGGUGGGCUUGGCGGCGUACGAGUUGUUCGACAGUGUGGAUUUUGAUCAGUGGUUUAAUAAUCAGCUGCUGAUGGAACUUCAGUUUAACCACAGCAGGUAUAAGGUGAUUAGGAGGCGUGUGAUCUGGUUGGUCGGUCAGUGGAUCUCAGUGAAGUUUAAACAGGAGUUGCGCCCCCUGCUGUACGAAAUCAUUCUCAGCCUCCUGCAGGAUCCGGAUCUAGUGGUUCGUAUUGAGACGGCGACAACACUGAAGCUCACAGUUGAUGACUUUGAGUUCAGAACAGAGCAGUUCCUUCCAUAUGUGGAGUCGAUCUUCGCGCUGCUGUUCCAGAUGUUACAGCAGGUGACUGAGUGUGACAGUAAGAUGCAGAUCCUCCACGUCAUCUCCUGUGUCAUAGAGAGGGUGGGCAUGCAGAUCCGUCCCUACAUAGGUUGCCUAGUUCAGUAUCUCCCUUUGCUGUGGAAACAGUCUGAAGAACACAACAUGCUGCGCUGCGCCAUCCUCACUACACUCAUCCACCUCGUAAAGGGCCUGGGUGCAGAUAGCAGGAACCUGUAUCCAUUUCUGCUUCCUGUUAUCCAGCUGAGCUGCGACGUGUCCCAACCCCCACACGUCUACCUGCUGGAGGACGGACUGGAGCUGUGGUUGGUGACAUUAGAGAACAGUCCUGCUCUCACUCCGGAGCUGCUCAGGAUUUUCCAGAACAUGUCUGCUCUGCUCGAGAUGAGUACAGAGAACGUGCUGACGUGUUUUCAGAUCAUCAACUCCUACAUCUACCUCUCAGCUACUGACUUCCUGCAGAGUUUUGGUGAAGGUCUCUGCAGGUCUUUCUGUGAUUUCCUCAAGGACAUUACAGCUGAGGGACAGGUGCAAGUCCUCAAGGUGGUGGAGAUCGCCCUGAAAGUGAGUCCAGGUCUGGCGUCUCACAUGUUCCAGCCUCUACUGCCCCCUGUGUUCAGAGGAGUGAUAGAGGGAGAGAGGUACCCUGUGGUGAUGUCGACAUAUCUAGGUAUAAUUGGUCGAAUCCUCCUGCAAAACUCCAGCUUCUUCUCUUCACUGCUGUCUCAGAUGGCCAUGGAGUUUAACCAGGAGCCGGAGCAGCUGUUGGGGAGCCUGAUAGAGAUGUGGGUGGAGAGGAUGGACAACAUCACGCAGCCUGAGAGGAGGAAACUGUCGGCUUUAGCUCUGCUCUCGCUCUUACCCUCAGACAACACUGUUGUACAGGAGAAGUUCUGUGGGACGGUGAAUAUCUGUGUCGAGUCACUACACGAUGUGAUGACUGAAGAUCCAGAGACCGGGACCUUCAGAGACUGUAUGCUGGUGAGUGGGGUGGAGGAGCCGAAGUUCUCGGAUGAUGACGAACCCCCCACUGAACAGGACAAGAGGAGGAAACUGCUGGCUCUGGAGGACCCGGUACACACAGUGUCUCUGCAGCAGUGUGUGUAUGAGAAGCUGAAGCUGCAGCAGGGGCUGAUGGGAGAUCAGGGCUUCCAGUCUCUCAUGGAGACGGUGGACAUGGAGGUCGUCCACCAGCUGCAGGAGUUCCUACACGGACUGUAACCACGGCAACGACACACCUGCACCGCACACGCACAGAGCGUCACUUACACUGUUACCAUAGUAACGUCAAGUAAACAACAAACGCAAAGUAAAGAUCAAACUACACAUAACAUCACACCGUGCCAAAUAUAUCUCUCUUUCUCUCACACACACACACACACACACACACACACACACACACACACACACACACACACACACAGGAGCCACAGCACAGCGUUUACAUGCAGAGUUACCCCCCCCCCCCCCUCACUUCAUGCGGGAUGUUUAUUUUGGAUGAUGUUGAUCACAAGUGAUAAUGUUACUAACGUACAUAUUGUUGUGUUUUUUUAAUUCAGUUUGAUUAAUGAUCGAGUGAACGAUAAGAGUGUGUUAAUUAACUGCAUUAAUGUCUACAUCAUCCUUUAUUCUCUCUCACUCUCUCUGAACUUGUGCUUUUAUUUUUAAUUCAGUUUAAUAAAAUCAUCUGAUUUCACUUUAA